Cyphellophora europaea CBS 101466 is the source of this 1125-nucleotide messenger RNA. RefSeq lists its product as uncharacterized. Bases 1 to 1125 code for a protein of 374 amino acids. The transcript has a single exon. Gene Ontology annotation, molecular function: RNA binding. NCBI's taxonomy places the organism in Eukaryota, Fungi, Ascomycota, Eurotiomycetes, Chaetothyriales, Cyphellophoraceae. Gene Ontology annotation, biological process: tRNA processing. The record is from RefSeq and is a predicted model, not a curated record. Gene Ontology annotation, cellular component: nucleolar ribonuclease P complex.
AUGCCGUAUCAUGACCUCAACCUCCUCCACUCCCCCGACAGCCGUACCCUCAACCACGCCCUGUCCUUCGCGACCGAACUAGGCUACACGACCAUCGCAAUCGCCACCAUCAUCAACGGCAAGCUACCCUCUACGCCCCCGGUCCUGGACAUCAAGCCACUCCAAGAUGCGCACCCAAGCCUCACGCUCCUCACGCGUCUGACCCUCCCCAUCAGCGACCCCUCUCAAAACCACCGCCUCUCCCAAUUUUCCUCCGCCUUCUCCCUCCUGGCCCUCCGACCUCUGAACGAAAAGUCCCUCCAGCUCGCCUGUACCUCCCUGGAUUGCGACCUCAUCACGCUCGACCUCUCCGCGCGCCUCCCUUUCAUCCUCAAGUUCAAGACCGUUUCAGCCGCCCUGCAGCGCGGCGUACGCUUCGAAAUCUGCUACGCCCCGGGCGUCACGGGCUCGAGCGAUGCGAAGCGCAAUCUCAUCGCCGGCGCCACCAGCCUGAUACGGGCGACGAGAGGCCGCGGAAUCGUGCUGAGCUCCGAGGCGCGCAACGCGCUGGGCUUGCGCGGGCCGCACGAUGUGAUGAACAUCUGUCAGGUUUGGGGUCUGGAGCAGGCGAGGGGCAAAGAGGCCGUGGUCGAGGAGGUCGGCAAGGUGGUCAGGCUGGCGGCGCUGCGGCGGCAGAGCUACCGUGGGGUCAUCACCGUUGUCGACGGCGGCGGCGGCAAGCUGACCCCGAACGAGGCUGCGAAGGCCGGCAAGCAGGCCGUUCGGGUCGACAACGGGCGCGCCGUAGAGGGGUCCGGGAAUGGCGUCAAGCGGAAGGCCUCGUCGCUGACCCAAACUACCAGCUUGGCGGCCACUCCGGCGACCACGGAGUCAUCAGGCCCAAGCUCGGCACGUGACACGGCGAGUGAAGAGAUUGGGACUGAGAAGCCGCCCUCGAAGCGCGAACUGAAGCGCAGGGCGAAGAAGGCGAGAUUGGAAGGGGGCAUGUCUCAGUCUCAGUCUCCGUCACAGGCGCAGGCACAGGCGCAGGCACAGGCACAACAGCCGAAAAUGGAUGGCAAGUUCCCCGUCAGGCAUGAAACGUUGCCCGUGGCAAAUGCGGGCGCGAGCUCGAGGAAGAAGUAA